AUGGUGGGCGUUCCUGGAAGAUCAAAGAGCUGCGGCACCUGUCGAAUCCGUAGGAAAGGAGGUUGUGACCGAAAGCGACCGUUUUGCAGGCACUGUUUGAAAUUAAGAUUAAAGUGCGAUGGAUACGGACGGAACACCGUCUUCGUCACUUCUACAACUAGGUCUCCCCCACGGUAUCGGGGCGAGGCAGCCGAGUGGCAGAUCACUCUUCCCAACGCCCUGGCGAGAUCUGCCCAUGAAGAAAGGUAUUUUGAUAUCUUCUGGAGGACGUAUCUUCCCGAG
Exophiala aquamarina CBS 119918 is the source of this 282-nucleotide messenger RNA. RefSeq lists its product as uncharacterized. Gene Ontology annotation, biological process: regulation of DNA-templated transcription. Gene Ontology annotation, molecular function: zinc ion binding; DNA-binding transcription factor activity, RNA polymerase II-specific. The record is from RefSeq and is a predicted model, not a curated record. The annotation marks the transcript as partial. The transcript is spliced from 2 exons. Lineage: Eukaryota; Fungi; Ascomycota; Eurotiomycetes; Chaetothyriales; Herpotrichiellaceae.